AUGCUUUUCUUCAGUUUCUUCAAGACCCUCACCAACCAGACCGUUACGAUUGAGCUCAAGAAUGACAUCCGCAUUCGUGGUAUCCUGAAAUCAGUCGACCAGUACCUCAACAUCAAGCUGGAUGACAUCGAAGUCCUCGAUCUGGACAAGUACCCCCACCUGUCGUCCGUCAAGAACAUGUUCAUUCGUGGUAGCGUGGUGCGCUAUGUGAUCCUUCCCCGAUCGGAGGUGGAUGUUGGGUUGCUGGAGGAUGCUACACGGCGGGAGGCUGCCAACCAGGCCGGCAAAGCUCGCUGA
This is a messenger RNA of Penicillium argentinense, 297 nucleotides long. RefSeq names its product Sm-like protein LSM2. The transcript has 3 exons. Gene Ontology annotation, biological process: mRNA splicing, via spliceosome. Gene Ontology annotation, molecular function: RNA binding. Lineage: Eukaryota; Fungi; Ascomycota; Eurotiomycetes; Eurotiales; Aspergillaceae. The record is from RefSeq and is a predicted model, not a curated record. The coding region runs from base 1 to 297 and encodes 98 amino acids. Gene Ontology annotation, cellular component: precatalytic spliceosome; catalytic step 2 spliceosome; Lsm1-7-Pat1 complex.